AUGGAUGUCUUCCGGGUGCGGUUGAAUUGUAUCGACCACUAUCAGGCUGCCCAGACGAGAUAUGACCCCCAACUUCGCAACGAUGUCCGUCCUUCGCAGCUCCGAAAGGAGCCUAGAGUCCCGGUCGUGCGCGUCUUUGGGUCGACCGAGACUGGCCAGAAGGUCUGCGCUCACAUACAUGGCGCUUUCCCGUACCUGUACAUCGAGUACAAGGGCAGCUUGGAGCCCGAUGAUGUUGGUGCCUACAUAUACCGGCUGCAUCUGUCCAUUGAUCACGCCCUCGCAGUGAGCUACCGCCGCAACGCCUACACAGAGAAUCCCAAAUUCGUGGCGCGCAUCACACUCUGCAAGGGUGUUCCGUUCUAUGGAUAUUAUGUCGGAUACCGUUUCUAUCUCAAGAUCUACAUGCUCAACCCCCUGGUCAUGACCCGCUUGGCCGAGCUUCUGCAACAAGGGGUUAUCAUGAAGCGGGCAUUUCAGCCCUACGAAGCCCAUUUGCAAUAUCUACUGCAGUUCAUGACCGACUACAACCUCUACGGGUGCGAUUACAUCUCCGUCCGCCACGCUCAUUUCCGAGCUCCCGUUCCUCGUCAUGGUGAUGGGGAGGUGAGCUCUCACCAUUGGCAUAGCCAGUCAGUUCCGCAUGAUUUGAUCACCGAUGACGCCGAACUCCCCCGUGUUAGCCAUUGCUCUAUUGAGGUAGACAUUUGUGUUCAAGACAUCCUCAAUAGGCACGAGAUCAGAGAACGCCCGCUGCACCAAGACUUUACCGACAUGCACGACCCGCUUCCUGCGGAUAUGAAGCUUGUUGCCAGUAUGGCCGGGUUGUGGAAAGAUGAGACCAAACGUCGGAAAAGACGCAUGGUCAACCCGGCCUCAGGGAGCAGCCCUUUCCCGCCAGAGGUCCUGGUAUCGAUGUCUGCAGACCCACGCAACUCCUCCAUGCCGGGCUGGAUCCAUGAAGACGAACACCGUGAACAGAUUGAUGAGCUCGUUCAGGAAGAGAAUCGGCAAAGCGAUGGGAAGGAGUUGAGCUUCGAUAAUUUUGUCACGCCGAUCUCUCUGGAAUCCGGGGUGAACACCAUGUUACAGGCUGUAGAAGACCUCUACCCCGAGAAUUUGGGUCUUGUAUUAGAUCCAGCGGACAGUUUAUCUGAAGAAGAGGUACACCCAACAAGCAGCAUCGAGGUCGACGAACAACGAAUUCUUGAUAUCAAUGCGGACAACGAUGGGAUGUUCCCUGACGACUCGGAUGAGGAGGGCCUUAGGCAACCAGAACCAGGUAAAUCUACUUCGACGCGAGUCGAUCUGUCGCCAAACAAGGUCGGCCAAAAGGGAUCUGACAAUCAGAUUGCGAGCAAAGAAGCCAUGCCUGUGGGUGAGCCUUCUAAGGGAUCAACCGAGUCGACGGAGUCAAGCACGAAAACGGGGGACAACAGUUUGUCGGCCUCAUCGGCAGACGGCCUUUACGCCAGCUCCUUGCGCAGUGGGAAGAUUCCGCACAUCCCUAUCGCUGAUGAGCUGAGAUCUGCAGCGCUGACACGCGGCCUGGUGACCAAGGUUGCUCGGGACUCCAAUGUCCACGAAUAUGAGGAGUCCAUCGCGAAGCGUCCUGGAACACCUACUGACGAGGACCAUGAGAUCAAGCGACGACGAGUUGAAUUUGCCUUCGAUGUCUUCGACGCCAACCACAGCAAUUCCAGUCCCACAACCCCUGUGGCACCAGACAAAGUCGAUGACAAUAUAUCGACUGAGUCUCUACCCUCCUCUCAAGGAACAAAGACGAAGACGAAGGGCGAUAAUGUCAAAGGCUCCGGUAAUCAGAUGCUCAAGUUCCCGGUGGUCAAGAAUCCAAAUGAUCCAAAUACGCAAUUACGGUUGAGUCAGCAGGGAAGCUCUCAGCCAAGCCAGGAGAGCACUGUCAAGAAGCAUGUCUCUUUCGAGCCUGUAAUUACGGAAACCGACAGCCCGGAGACUACGAGGUCUGGUUCUACUAAGAGAGACUCCGUCGGCUCCUCUUCUAGCUCCAUCAAAGGCACAAUAAUCCGUAGACUUCUCGAUGUAGGCUGCGCGCCAAGGCCAAAUGCUCAUUUUUUCGUAUUCGCACAACCACCACCUGCGGCGACAGAGGUGUUCUCUACCAUAGGUGUUGAUGGCCGCCCAGAGGUCAUUUACCAAGAUGCAUACUACAGCAACGACAAGGACGUACCACCCCGGCUACGGGAAUAUGCAGGCCAGGAUUUCCGGCUCACAAGUAAUACACUUCCAUACCUGCCCGACUUUGACGGCACUGGAUCAUCGCCAGCAUCCUUUGGUAUAAAGCCCGAUAACCCGACACCUAGGCCCUCUGAUGAACAGCUCUAUUCCAAAAUGCGGCGCGAAUGCACCUUCCAAAGCUGGGAAUUUGCCGAGCCACCUCCCUCGUUGGAGGAAGUUGAGACGUGGUGGAAUGAGACCCAGAGAAAUAAUGUUGAUGAGACGGUGCCCGCAAUGAAUAUUCAGGACCCAGAGAUGAAGCCCUACCUUUCCCAAAUUGAAGGUGCUACACCGAAGAAGUUCAAGUACUCACAGAAGAAGAAGUCAACCAGCGUGCAGUUUGAGGCCCAGUACAUGAGCACAAUGAGCCUGGAAAUACACAUCAACAGCAGAGGAAAACUAGUUCCAAAUCCAGAGGAGGAUGAAGUUCAAUGCAUCUUCUGGUGCUCCAAAUCCGAUGAGAACUUUACUACCGGCGACAACGCCUCCUUGGAAGUGCAAUCUGGCAUCAUUGUCCUCUCAGAGGACGGACUGAUGACGAAAAGACUGCAACGUCAAACUUCAGUCGAGGUGAUCGAGGAGAACUCCGAGCUGGACCUCAUGGUUAGGAUGGUGGAGAUUGUUCGUACACAUGAUCCAGAUAUACUUACAGGUUACGAAGUUCAUGGGAGCUCCUGGGGCUAUCUCAUCGAACGAGCCAGAUUCAAGUACGACUACAAUUUGUGUGACGAGUUUUCGCGAAUGAAGUCCCAGUCAUUUGGACGAUUUGGGAAAGAAGCUGAUCGCUGGGGUUUCAACACAACGUCGACUAUCCGUGUCACUGGUCGUCAUAUGAUCAACAUCUGGAGAGCGAUGCGCAGCGAGCUCAACCUCCUUCAGUAUACCAUGGAAAAUGUUACGUGGCAUCUGUUACACCAGCGUGUCCCCCAUUACUCAUGGCAAACACUGAGCGACUGGUAUUUGAGUGGGAAGUCGAGAGACUUGGGCAAGAUUCUUCGCUACUAUUUGAGGCGGACCAAGCUUGACAUUGAUAUUCUUGAAGUCAAUGAGCUAAUACCUCGAACCAGCGAGCAAGCGCGAUUGCUUGGUGUUGACUUCUUCUCGGUCUUCUCCCGAGGUUCUCAGUUCAAGGUCGAGUCGAUCAUGUUUCGGAUCGCCAAGCCCGAGAAUUUUGUCUUGGUCUCGCCGAAUCGGAAGCAAGUUGGUGGUCAGAACGCCCUUGAGUGCCUGCCUCUGGUCAUGGAGCCACAGAGCUCGUUCUACAGUAGUCCGGUACUAGUCCUGGACUUCCAAAGUCUGUAUCCGAGUGUCAUGAUAGCGUACAAUUACUGCUAUUCGACGUUUCUGGGGCGGAUUGUUAACUGGAGAGGUGCCAACAAGAUGGGCUUCACGGAUUACAAGAGACAGGAACGACUCUUGGAGCUUUUGAAGAACUAUAUCAACAUCGCCCCCAACGGAAUGAUGUACUGCAAGACUGAGGUGCGAAAGUCAUUGUUGGCAAAGAUGCUCACAGAAAUCUUGGAGACUCGAGUCAUGGUCAAGAGUGGCAUGAAACAAGACAGAGAUGAUAAAACGCUCCAGCAACUGCUGAACAACAGACAGCUGGCUCUGAAGCUACUUGCCAACGUAACCUACGGUUACACCUCGGCCUCUUUCUCUGGCCGUAUGCCGUGCUCAGAGAUAGCGGACAGCAUUGUUCAGACGGGACGGGAGACACUUGAGAGGGCUAUUGCACUCAUCCAUUCGGUUCAGAAAUGGAAAGCGGAGGUCGUGUACGGAGACACGGACAGUUUGUUUGUCCACCUACCAGGCCGAACGAGAGAUCAAGCAUUCGACAUUGGUAACGACAUCGUUAAGACGAUCACGGAUAUGAAUCCCCGGCCAGUGAAGCUCAAGUUUGAGAAAGUAUAUCACCCCUGUGUCCUCCUCGCAAAGAAGCGCUACGUGGGUUACAAAUACGAGUCUCGAGAGCAAGCCAAACCCGAAUUCGAAGCCAAGGGCAUUGAGACUGUCCGAAGGGAUGGCACACCUGCCGAGCAGAUGAUCGAGGAGAAGGCCUUGAAGAUCCUCUUCGAGACCGCCGACCUCAGCCAGGUCAAGUCGUACUUCCAGAAGCAAUGCGAGAAGAUCAUGCGUGGGGCUAUUUCGAUCCAGGACUUCUGUUACGCGAGAGAGGUCAAACUAGGCACCUACAGCGACAAGGGCCCUCCUCCGCCAGGUGCCCUGAUCAGUACCAAGAGAAUGCUCGAAGACGCGCGGGCCGAGCCUCAAUACGGCGAGCGUGUGCCUUACGUCGUGGUGACGGGCGCUCCUGGGGCUCGCCUCAUCGACCGCUGCGUCGCCCCGGAGGACCUUCUGGCGAACCCGCACCUCCAGCUCGACGCCGAGUACUACAUCUCCAAGAACCUGAUCCCGCCGCUCGAACGCAUCUUCAACCUGGUUGGCGCCAACGUCCGCCAGUGGUACGACGAGAUGCCCAAAGUGCAACGCAUUCACCGCGUCGAGCAAGGCGGUGUGCUCACGAAGAAAACGCUAGAGUCGUACAUGAAGGCGGCGGCGUGUCUCGUCUGCAACGGCAAAACCGGCACCGAGGGCGGGGCCAUCUGCGAGCGGUGUCUGACGAACGCGCCCGCCAGCCUGCUGAAGCUUCGCGCCCAGCUGGGCAGGGAGGAGAAGAAACUGCUGGAUGUGAACAAGGUAUGCCAGAGCUGCGCGGGGCUGGCACCCCUGGAUGAUGUACCAUGUGAUAGCAAGGACUGCCCUGUGUUCUACACGCGGAUGAAGCAGUUGUCCAGGUAUAGGACUGAGAAGGGGUUGGUGGAGCCAGCUGUCACGCAGCUGGUCGAAGAGGUUGAUCGAAGGGACUUGGAAUGGUGA
Neoarthrinium moseri is the source of this 5133-nucleotide messenger RNA. RefSeq lists its product as uncharacterized. Gene Ontology annotation, cellular component: zeta DNA polymerase complex; nucleus. The record is from RefSeq and is a predicted model, not a curated record. NCBI's taxonomy places the organism in Eukaryota, Fungi, Ascomycota, Sordariomycetes, Amphisphaeriales, Apiosporaceae. The coding region runs from base 1 to 5133 and encodes 1710 amino acids. Gene Ontology annotation, molecular function: nucleotide binding; DNA binding; DNA-directed DNA polymerase activity. The transcript is spliced from 2 exons. Gene Ontology annotation, biological process: error-prone translesion synthesis; double-strand break repair via homologous recombination.